ACCUGAAAGUCGAUUCUCGGACGCAUCACCCCAGAGACCAGACCACACACCACAGCUAUCAUGGCCGAGAAGUUUGUUGGGACCUGGAAGAUGGUGAAGAGUGAAAACUUUGAUGAUUACCUCAAGGAACUCGGUGUGAGCUUUGCUAUACGCCAGGUAGCCAGCAAAGCCAAACCGAGUGUGACCGUCUCCGUGGACGCUGAUGGAACCAUAACUCUGAAUACUGGAAGAAAAGAUAUCAAGUUCAAACUGAACGAAGAGUUCAACGAGACCACCGGUGAUGCGAGACAGACUAAAAACGUAGUGACCCUGGACAAUGGUAGAAUGGUCCAGAGGCAGACAUGGGAUGGCAAGGAGACAACCAUCGAGAGAGAGUUGGUGAGCGACAAGUUUGUCACGACAUUUAAGAUUGGAGAUGUGGUGGCAGUGAGAACAUUCGAGAAGCAAGCAUGAGUCUGUGCACCUGCAGAACUAUGACAUCUUUCUCUCUCUCUCUCUCUCUCUCUCUCUCUUUCUGUCAGUGUGUCAUGUUAUUGCUCUGUACAGUAUAUAAAUCAAGAAUCAGAAUAAAAGUUGAAUAGAUGUCA
This is a messenger RNA of Alosa alosa (allis shad), 587 nucleotides long. Its product is annotated as fatty acid-binding protein, heart-like. Gene Ontology annotation, biological process: fatty acid transport. NCBI's taxonomy places the organism in Eukaryota, Metazoa, Chordata, Actinopteri, Clupeiformes, Clupeidae. Bases 61 to 453 code for a protein of 130 amino acids. The transcript has 4 exons. Gene Ontology annotation, cellular component: nucleus; cytosol. The record is from RefSeq and is a predicted model, not a curated record. Gene Ontology annotation, molecular function: fatty acid binding.